CAAAAACCACAAAAGCGCCAGCGCCAAUCAGUUGUCGUAUUAAACGCGAGCACAUUGUCGUUGUUUACCGCCCAAGCAACCGAACCGAAAUAACAGUUAACCCCAAGUUAUAUAAAUCAAAACACAAAAAAAGGAUUCAUUAACCAUGGCUCGUGGUAAUUAUUCGCACACCGCCGCCAUCAAGGUGGCAACGCUCGGUUUGUUCGUCGCCUGCCUGUUGCACGCUUCGUCGGCGCAAUUGUCCUACCACACGGAUUCUAAUUCGAAUUCAUUCACCCUGAAGACACCGGCGCUGCAGCAGAGCUUCUCGCGCGUGUUUGGUGGUCAACAGCAACAACAACAACGCCAGCAGGCAUCACCUUUUGCCCAACAACUGCAGCAAUUCGGCGCCCAGCCACUGUCACAGCCACAAUUGCAACAACAACAGUAUGCGCAACCACAACAACGAUUACAACAAUACGCGCAACCACAACAACAACAAUAUGUGCAGCCACAACAACAGCAUUACGCUCAACCACAACAAUAUUCCCAAGCACAGUACUCGAACGCCGCUGAGGCGCAAUCGCCCUACCAACAACAACAAGCGCUGCAAUAUGCCCAGCAAUCAUACCCCUACGCCCAGCAGUACGCUACACCAGCCACGCCCACUUACGCUGGCCAGCAAGUCGCACAGGAUCAUUAUGCACAGACGUUGCAACAAAUCCAACAGCAACAACAAUUACAAGAGCAACUGUUGCAGCAGCAGCAACAGCAACAACAAUACGCGACAGCGUCGCCGAAGUCCGCGCAGCCACAGCAAGUCGAUCAGCUGCAAGCAGCCUAUCUUGCCUACCAACAACAACAGCAGCAACAACAAUUGCAACAGCAACAACAAUUACAACAGCAGCAACAACAACAACAACAGCAAUAUGUGAGCCAACAGGACUACCAGCAACAACUGUUGCGUCAACUCUACCAAGAACAUCGCCCAACCGCAGCCGCCUUCAACGCGGGCUCCAGCCAUCAAACCAGCCCGAUCUACACCAGCACCGAUUACGCCAACUACAUGCAACGCCAACAACAAUUGGCUGAACGUCAGUACGCCGCUGCGCCCACAGCCGCCACUUAUGCCUCGAAUAACGGCUUACGCGGCACAUCGCCCAUACCACCGACGGUCGGUGCCGGCAGCUCCACCACCACCACCACCACCGAGAAGCUCUUGGGCGUGCAAUAUUCGCCGUCCGACAAAGUGUCGCACGUCAAAUUCUCCAGCGGCAAUCUGCAGUACAACUUCUAAGUUGUUGCAUGGCAUGCUCAACGACUGAGCUCGUGAACCGCGGUGUAUGAGUUGAGGUAGCGACUUUUCGGCAAUUAUGUUCCUCGAAAUUUUUUUUCGGUUUUUGGUGGAAAAUUAAAUCGUAAGAAACGCACAAAGGCUACAGUGUAGUCUCACUGCACUUCGUACACUUUGCGAGCUAAAAAAAAAAUAUGAAAUUGAGUGCCUUUUCGAAACAUUAAAUUUUUAUUUAUAGCAACAGUCAUCUAAAUUUAAGUUCCCUUCUUUAUUUAAUUUAUGCAGCUAGUGAAAAUUCUAAAAAUUGUUCGAUUAGAUAUACACUGACUGUUGAACAAAUUCCUCGAAUAAAAUAACAUAUGAAUAUGUA
Messenger RNA from Zeugodacus cucurbitae (melon fly), 1643 nucleotides. RefSeq names its product adenylate cyclase, terminal-differentiation specific. The record is from RefSeq and is a predicted model, not a curated record. The coding region runs from base 146 to 1276 and encodes 376 amino acids. NCBI's taxonomy places the organism in Eukaryota, Metazoa, Arthropoda, Insecta, Diptera, Tephritidae. The transcript is spliced from 2 exons.